This is a messenger RNA of Fomitopsis serialis, 734 nucleotides long. RefSeq lists its product as uncharacterized. Lineage: Eukaryota; Fungi; Basidiomycota; Agaricomycetes; Polyporales; Fomitopsidaceae. The transcript has 4 exons. The annotation marks the transcript as partial. The record is from RefSeq and is a predicted model, not a curated record.
GAAAGCGGUGAGGACAGCGGAAAACAAGCCGGCAAAGACCAGGAGUGUAUUGAUUUCAUUCCGCCAUCGUUCUGCACGGUCCUUUUCGUAGGUCCACGCUGUAUCUGCUAACUUCAGCCACGCGUCUGGCGCUGUUUCCGGGUCUCGCGGCUUCAUGUACUUCUCGAAUACUCUGGACAAGGCGGCUUCAUCCAUCACGGCCGACGGUGCUUGCGCCUCCAGCGGCUUCAUGAACUUCUCAAAACCUUGGACAGAGCCGCUUCCAAGUCCGGCUGCGCGAUCGUAUUCGUCGCUGAGUGGUCUGCUGGUGACGAAUCCUUUACUCCAUCGGCAUCCGGCAACUCAUUCGGACCCUUCUCAUCUGGAGCUGCAGGCGUGGUGUUAUGGGGCGACGAGGAGGCUCCUGCAGUUCCCGCGCCGACCAGGUCGGAUUCCUGUGUAUACAGGUAAGUGUUCCUGUCGCUGUUUAAUUCUGCUGAUACUAAUUAACUCAGCUCCAGAGCCGCCGGUUGCCCUAGAGCCCGUUCGACAGAUGGCAAUAUUCGGUGACGACGUCGGAUUGGGGUUGGGAGUCUUUGCUUUGUCUCCGGAAACCGAGGGCACCGGCGAUCUCUCGGGUGCGCUCAUGACAGCGUCGGAUGGUGUUCAGUCUAGCGUAGAGAGACGGACGUAGGCGGAGAGAGUGAGAGGACGUGGCAGGGUGAAAUAUAGCUACGUAUGGCGGACUUGGUCGC